GGCUUGUCUUGGUAACCAAAAAUUUUUCUCUUUAAAAUCUAAUCAGAGCAUAACUUGAGGAAAAAAAAAAGAUACCAAAGCUAAAGAAGAAAAAAAGAUCAUCGUCAAUGGCAAAUGCUUCAGCUUCCUCACCGACCAAUCCACAUUUUUUCAAGCCUCUUCUUCCCAGUUUUCAAAGCCACCUCAACAUUCCAAUGACUUUCUUCUCAAAGCACAUAAGGGGAACAACAAACGAGGACAAUGCGGUGGUAACACUAACAUCAGACGCUUCAGAUAAGACCUGGGAAGUUAAAAUGGACGGUCGGAGACUCACCCGAGGCUGGCAAAAUUUCGCCAACGGUCAUGGUCUCCGAGUCGGGGACAUAGUUAUUUUUAGACGUGAUGGAGACUUGUUGUUCCACGUCACGUCUUUUGGACCUAGUUGCUGUCAGAUUCUAUAUGAUGACGUCAUACAAGUAUUCUCCGAUUCAGAUUCGGAGAAGUAUCAUCAAGACACAAGAGAAGAAGGAUCUCCAUCAGAUAACUCCUGUUUUGUAGCUCGUGUCACCGCGUCGAAUCUAAGUAGAGAUAUGCUGUUUCUACCAAGAGGCUUUUCAAGGUCUAAUGGAUUGACGAAUCGUAAAUGCGAGAUCAUUCUGUUGAAUGAAGACGGGAAACCAUGGAAAGUGUUCAUGAGUUACCACAAAACACAUGGUCGUGUGUACAUCAGAACUGGCUGGAGAAGAUUCUGCCGCCAAAAUAGGAGAAGAUCUAAUGAUUUAUUGACUUUCAAACUUGUGGAGACGGGUACAAAGCCUGUUCUCCAGUUGUGUUCGUCCGUGUACAACCGAGACUGUCUCCGAGAUUCUUCUUCAACAAGCCAAGACAGAUUCUUGACAUUAACUCUCACACCAUACAGCAUCAGGAAGUCUAAGUUGUGUCUACCAGCGGCAUUUUUGAAGUCGAAUGGUAUCACGAACGCAAGGAAGAUAAUUCUUGUGGAUAGAUACGGUAUCAAGAGGACAACGAGUCUUAAACCUGAUAAUAACAAUGGAGCAAUGAGAAUGGGGAAAGGGUGGAGAGAGCUCUGUAAAGCUAAUGGAGUGAAGGCUGGUGAGUCCUUUACGCUGGAACUCAUCAAGGAAGAAGGAGAAACAGCUACUCAUCUACUUAAGUUCUGCACCAAAGUCUGAAACUCUAUCUGAGUUCUUUUGCUUCUGUAAUAUCUACGUGCAAUGUAGUUUGUAUUUGUUUUUCGGUUGGCUUGUAACAUGCAAGGCUUUAGCAGUUUAGGAUGAAAAAGACAUUACCCUGAUGUUCCUCCAGUUCAUUGACAUUGCAAUUCUUUUUUUGCUAAUCUCAUCAAAAGCUUCUUUGGGGGCAACUCAGACUUAUCAAGUAUUCAUAACCUUCCAAUAAUCUGAUGCUUUUUAGACAUAUAAGAAUCAUUAUCAGGAUCCCUAGUGAGGUUAGAUUGAAGAGAGAUGCUAUUUUUGGACACAAGUCUUCUUUAUAUGGGUUUUGUUUUAUAGAGUUGAUUAAAAU
Messenger RNA from Brassica napus (rape), 1524 nucleotides. RefSeq names its product B3 domain-containing protein REM10-like. NCBI's taxonomy places the organism in Eukaryota, Viridiplantae, Streptophyta, Magnoliopsida, Brassicales, Brassicaceae. Bases 108 to 1172 code for a protein of 354 amino acids. Gene Ontology annotation, molecular function: DNA binding. The record is from RefSeq and is a predicted model, not a curated record. The transcript is spliced from 5 exons.